Protopolystoma xenopodis is the source of this 267-nucleotide messenger RNA. The record is from the annotation of a GenBank genome assembly. NCBI's taxonomy places the organism in Eukaryota, Metazoa, Platyhelminthes, Monogenea, Polystomatidea, Polystomatidae.
AUGCAACCCUGCGAGCCUAAUUGUGUCGCUCGCCACUGUCCCCCGCAGUGCAACCUUUUGUCAGGUCGUGAGGCUUCUGCCGCGGCACCAGCCGGCAGCCCCUCUGGUCUUUGUCUGCACAUGUCUGAGGGGAACGACUAUUGUCUGCUUGUCUUUGCCAAAUGUGUACAUGUGUGUCGUGGUGUCGCACACUGUCUGUCCACAUUGUCUCCCACGUCGUCAUGUGCCGACAUGUUCUGUUCCGUGUUGGUCGGAGAGCCUUUGUAA